Linum trigynum is the source of this 6015-nucleotide messenger RNA. Lineage: Eukaryota; Viridiplantae; Streptophyta; Magnoliopsida; Malpighiales; Linaceae. The record is from the annotation of a GenBank genome assembly.
AGUAAUGACCCGCGCUCCCACAAAGACACAAAACAAAUCUAUUCCUCCCAUCCUUCCGGUACCGGCCAAUUUUCCCCGGUGCCCGCGGUCCAGUUUUCCGUUAUUCCAUCGCUUUCAUUUUUCCCUCCCUUCUGUUUCCCGUGCAAACAAGAAACGCCGUCGCCGCCGCCACCACUCGCAUCUCGCGAGAAUGCAGAGAGCGCCACGACAUUCUUGAUACCUGCGCCGCUGCCCCCGCCGACCGACAUCUUUCCGGCUACCGCCGCCGCGAUUUCAAUUCAUCUUUUCCGCGCCGGCAAACGCGAAUUCAUACGUGAGUUUCUCUGUCACUUUAUUACGCUGGAAUUCCCUUUCUUCUUGCUUCAAUUUAUUUUUAUUUUUCUUUUUUCCGCCGUCCGAAUUAGGGAAGAGAAUUUAAUUUAGGAAGGUAGUUUUUUUUUCCCCCAGGUUCACGAAUUUUACUGGGCAUGCAAAUUUGCUUUCCGGUCUCCUUUUACAUUUAGAACUCCAUCCACCUUAUUGGAGCAUUUCUGGUGAAUGUAUUAUUGACAAUGGAAGGAGUAAGGAUGAUUUAGGUUCAAUUAUACGAUGACCUAAUGACGGAUUUAUUCAGUGAAACGAUUACUCUCUUCUGUGAUUGCAUCUUUUCCAACACAUGUUGCAAACAUUUGUUCGACGUAGAGAAUCGUGAGAACCUAAAUUUCGAUUUUAUCGAAGCUUAACGCCAAACAAAAUGUGAAUAUCAACAAUGUGGGUUAAUCUUGUUCAUCAGGAAGAGCAGAGGGGAGGGGGGAAGCAGCAGCAUUUGAGUAAUGUUAAAUACUGAUUUGCUGAGUUCAGAGAAAUGUAGGCCUAGCUGUGGGCUCAGGAUGGUGUAAUUCAGGGAAACAUAGGGCGAAGAACGUGUUUAGAAUUACUUCGUCAAUCAAGAGAUGUUUGUUUUUUGUGGUAGAAUUGGUAAAUUGUGAAUCUUCUGUGGCGAUUUGUUAUGCUGACUACUGCAUUUGCCAUAUAUGUAGAUAUAUUGCAGGGGAGACUGCUGCUGCCACAUUAAUUGUGUGUGUGGUUGGAAAAGCGUUAUAUUUUUUCUCACUAAUUCGGCUUCGAGAUUGGAAAUUCCGCCUAUAUAUAAGCUUUCGGAGCCUUCGAGGCAGCGAGCAGCUCCCCCCCGGCAAUCUAGUGAGGUCCAAGGGAAAAGCAAGCCCUAUUGUGAUCUUCGCAGAGAAUAGGUAUGUCUCCUUUUUCAAUUUUUUUUCCUGAUGAGAAGUUUGUAUGUAUCACGCGAAUUUCAUUUCGAAACAUCUUAUCUGGUUGCUGUUCUAUAUAGUCCUAUACAGAUCUUGUGUGAUGUUGUGUUUGGUUUUGGAAUUUCAUGUACAUUUGCACAUAGUUUGUAGUCAUCUGUGCUUCUGUUUUGUGCAAGAGAAUCCCUUUUCAUUUUCUUUCCUACAGAGAAGUUCGUAUGUAUUACGCGAUUUUUAUUACAAAAUCUAUAGAUCUGGUUAUUGUUCUAUGUAGUCCUACAUAGAUCUUGUGAAAUAGAUUGUUAUUGUUUGGAAUUUCGUGUACAUUCGCACGUAGUUUGUAAUCAUGCGUGCUCCUGUUUCGUGCAAGAGAAUUGGCGAUGGCAGAUCUAAGUACCUAGUUGACUUUGCAUCUCCUUCGAUCGAAUUCAUCCUGAAUGGAUCUUGUGAAAUAUUGUGUUUGGUUUUCGAAUUUCAUAUAUAUUUGCACAUAAUGCAUAAUGAUACGUGCUUCUGUAUUGUGCAAGAAUUGGAUAUGACAGAUCGAAGAACCUAGCUGCCUUUGUAUCUCCUGCGACCGAAUUUUAUAUAAUCCUGAAUCGAUCUUGUGAAAUAUUGUGUUUGUUUUUGGGAUUUCAUAUACAUUUGCAUUUUGCACAUAGUCAGUGAUGAUGCGUGCUUUUGUUUUGUGCAUGAGAAUUGGAUACGCCAGAUCCAAGGACCUAGCUGCCUUCUUAUCUCCUGACAUUGAAUUCUAAACCUCACCCUUUUAUGCCUGUCUUUGAGUGUUUCACCUUUUCCUCUCUAAUAUUUUACUGUAUAGGAAAAGAAUUUACUGGAGUACUUUCUGUAUAUUACUAUUCGGUAGUGAGGCCAACUAUGCUGAAGUCUCAUAUUUCUUCGGUUGAGAACUCCUGUUUGGGUAUUGAUGUCUCUUUGGACAAUUUUCCUGCGCUCUCUUGGAAGUUCAUUAAAUUCUUUUCCUAUCUUCUAACACAAGAAAGUAGAGAUUUGCACUAGACUUUCUUUAAGGCAUGUAACCUGAACAAGCUCUUACUCUCUGGUUUUUGCAUAACUUACUUGUAUAGUUUAAGGACUGUUUAUCAGUUAUUUCUUUAGUUCUAACGAUCCACUGGCUAGACAAAGGAAACUUUAUCUCCUAUUUUCAUCGGGAACUCAAAGAAUUCUUCUUGUGCAUGGUGAAUGAAGGAUUUUGGACAACAAACCAAAAUGAACAUUCAUAGAUGCAUUUCUGUUCUGUCAGAUAAGGUUUCCUUUUAGUCCGCAGUUUUGAAUUUUUUUUUUACCCCUUUAAGGAAUGGAUCAUUUGUUUCCUAGAUCAUAAUUUACAGGUCACUUGUUUGGGUAUACUUAGGGACAGAGAUUUGCAAUAGCAUGCAAUCCAGUGAAUUACAAUGGAAUACCAAAUACAUUCUACACAUGUUUUGAUCCAAGAGUUAUCAGAGUUUCUUCCAUAGUUUACUGUGCAAACACACAAAACCGAACUUUUCUUUGGUAAAUACACCUUGCAUGGUGGCGUGCGAUUGCAACAAAUAACAUUCAUUUACAAAUGCACAAAAGCAAACCAUGCCCUUAGGCAAGUAUGCUUUGUCCAUCUGUAAUUAGUUGCUAUUUCACCUUUUCAGCUGUUUUUUUUUUCUUUCUAUCUUUAGCCGUAGGUCAAGACUUUAAAGAGUUAUUCUGCCAUCUUUUUUUCUUGCAGUAGUGUUUCUCAAACUUCAAGAUGAACCCACAGAAUAAUCAAGGCUCUAGCUCUUCAGCACCAGUAGACGCACCUCUGAAGCGCAAGCGUGGUCGCCCACGCAAAGACGAGACCCUGCCCCAGGUAGAAUCCAUGUCUUCUCUGCUCGGAGGGUUCGACCAUACGAGAAGAAACAACCUGCCUUUCAGUCUGAGCAUCCCUAGUGGCAAUAGCGGGGUGGUGACUGAUCAGGCACAAGCUGGAAGCAACAUGAUCGGCCAACCAGUUUCCGGCGUAAUUGAUGGCAAAUUUGAUGUUGGGUAUCUUCUCAAAGUCAAGAUAGGUGACACUGACACUUACAUGAGAGGAGUUGCAUUUAUCCCAGAUCGAGUUGUUCCUGUCACCGCCUCUAAUGAUUUGGCCCCACAGGCGAGAAUGUACACAAGGACCGAGGUCCAAAUCCCGUCUCCGGCACCAGCAGCACCACUUCAGCCUAAGGUCCAGGGCUCUAUUCCAUCGUCGUCGGAGCGAAUUGUAAAGCAAUCUGCUCACCAACCCAACGCUGCUGCUGCUCAGCAAUUCGCUCCAGUUAUGCUACCUCUCACUGACAAAUUCCAAGCAGCAAGUGGUGUGGGACCUUCUGCAGUUGGGAAAAUGAUAUCACAGCAAGUCUCGGAUUCAGCAGCUGCUUCCAUUUCGAUACAGUCAGCAAGUGGCGCAGUUUCCAAACAGGAUGAGUUACUGCGAGAGUUUGAUGCAUCGACAAGAAAAGUUACUGAUGAAAAAGGACCAGGUGCCCCCCCUGCAGCAGUUACCACCUUGGGUGUUUUGCCAGCCAACAGAACUGUCAGUCUCGAUCUUCAAAUCCAGCACCAAUCCGAUGGGCUUAAAGCUAGUCAAUCAGCACCAGCCUUGGCCACAGAUGAAGGGAAAAUCACAAGCCUGGAGCACAUCCAGCCUCCUCCUGCGAUCAGCAUACCGGGAAGUGGAAUCUUCUCUUCUCAAUCCAUGAGCAUGUGCUUAGGCAGCCCAACUUUCCCAGGGAAAGCUGCACCACCAGAGUUACCUUCUGCUGCCCCAAAGGUUACUACCACCGACACUCCAUCCCUCCACCCAAAUGGUGGUGCUGGUGGCCUUGUGGGCAACGUUGCUCCAAUCCCCGAACCAGAUGCUAUGCCCAAGCCUGAUUCAGAGGGAUCUUCUGCUGCUCUUCAGAAAAUACUGGAAUCCCAGUUCGGCUGUUCAUCUGUUGCUCCGAUGGAGCUGUUCGAGAAAGAGAGUGCUGCUGCUGCCACAACUGAACCGAAGCUUGGACACAAUAGUAACGUUCUGCCUGGAGUAAGUGAGCCUCAGCUCUGCAAUGCUACCCCUAGUGCAAGUGUGGACUGCAAUAAUAUCAAAGAGUCUUGAGGGGAUAAAGCGUCAUGGAACGAUUUUAUGGUGCUUAGGAUAAGAGGAACUAUGAAUAAGUAAAGCUCAAUGCUUUCAUACAUGCUGUAGUUUAGGCUUACCAUUAGAUAUCUGAAAAAACCACAGCUUAGUUUUUCUUUUAUUUUUUUUGUUUAAUGAAACCGCAGCUUAGUUUUUGUGUCAAUGGUCAGAUGUUGGUUGCCUUCUCUAACCAAGAUUUUUGUGUUUCAUGCCUGAAAGUUCUUACAUUUCCCAUCCUCAUGUGGGUUUCCCAGUCUAAAUGUUCAAUUUAUUCGCUUUGCCUAUUUCCAUGGGGAGCAAGCAUUUAUGCACGGAAUGGGUUACUUUCAUUCUCUCAAAUUGGUGGGCAAGGUGCGUAUGUGCCUCAAUGUCCAUGCUCACCAUAUAUAAGGAUAAAUCAAGUCAAACAACUAAUGAUUGAAAUAUGUUCAAGCUCUCGAAAUCGUACCGAAAAUUGUGCAAUUGAAUAAUGUUUCAAAAUAACAUCUACAUUAUGCAAGAAGAAUGGAUAACAAGAUUGAGGUAGAUCAUAUAUAGUCUUCCUGAAAGCCAAAAGCAGUAAAGCACAGGUCGCAGGCGAAACAUUAACUAACAUAAUAGGACACGAACGAUUAUUCGUCGACUAGAACACAAACCCAAAUCAAGAAUAAUCUGGCAUAAUAUGAAGAUCUCUGCAUCAACCGAACAAACCAAGAUAGAGACUACCGUCUCAUUUCUCAAUUGAACGAACCAAUAUUAUACCUCCAUACGCAUGGAAAAGAUAGAAAUAAUAGAAAACACGCUGAUGUGUAGGAUCACGCGUAAUUGAGUGCUAGUUUCAUAUAGAUAUCAGCAAAUACGUCUUAUCACGAAAUCCCCUGAAAUCUGGUUCACUCACAAAGAGCUGCUGGUAGGGCACAUAGAGACUCUGCCCCCGAGUCGGAUUAGGUUUGUGCACCCUUUCACUACAUAACAAGUUGCAAAAAUGGCGAAAACCCUUUUUCAGGUCCUAUGAUUAUACCCCACUUGCUGCUGCUGGGGUGGCUGCUGUUGGUAAUUGGCAUAAGCCGGGUAUCCUCCAUAGUACAUGUUUGGGUCCUGGGGUGGCGGAGGUUGUGCGUAACCAUAGUUCUCGUAACCUUGCGCAUAGCCGUAAUAUCCACCAGCUUGGUCAGCAGCAGCACCACCAUUCCACUGAUUGCUGGCCUCAGACUGCAGUAGGAAAAAAUGGACCAAGGACAUUAGUUUAUGCGUGUAACAAAUCAAAACCAGAAGACUGGGGGCUGGAGGAAGAGCAUUGGUUUCACUUCCCAGAAAAAAAUAUGUGAAGCUGAUGAAACCAAGAUUUCAGUUCAGAUUUUGGUGAUAAGAAAAUUCAACCAUACUUUGUUACAUAAUGCUCAGGUAGUUGUGGAAGUAAAAGAUGAGAAAAUGAUAUGGCAUAAAGUUCAACAUCAACAAAUGACACACAUGGCCUUCAGGAUUCAACAUAUUUUGGUCAUCUCAUGUCUGGUUUGAUUUCCGGUUAACUGAAAUAAAAUAAAAAAAUCCAAAUUGAAACCAAUACCAACUCCGUAUUGCUUAACCAAAACUAUAUAAUUUAGUUCUAUGGUUUGACCAAGAACCAUUCCCCCAACCUAAGAAAAAUGAUAACAUGUU